AUGACGAGAAAUCUGGGCGACGGUCGGCAGAAGGUGGUCGUGUCCCUUAGAGAACCAAUGAGAUGUGCAUCGAGCAGCAAAGAGGGCCAAGGCGUGACAGGGCCCGUGAGGGCCGUUAGGGGCUCUAUGGUGGACCGACCAGGACGAGGGCUAGUCGGACAAGCAGGCGGCAAGCCAUCUGCACAUGGUACCCGCUUCAACGAGAGGCGUGACGGGUCCAUGCCCGCACGAUCUCGCUGGAAAUUCGCCGUGAGCCCCCUUGAACACCCCCCGGACCGUUACAUCCAGCAAGGGAUGCUUCCGCCGCGAACGUUGGUCUGUGACGAGGUCUGCGACUUGGACGGGGACGCUCUCUAG
This is a messenger RNA of Colletotrichum tamarilloi, 357 nucleotides long. RefSeq lists its product as uncharacterized. The transcript has a single exon. NCBI's taxonomy places the organism in Eukaryota, Fungi, Ascomycota, Sordariomycetes, Glomerellales, Glomerellaceae. The record is from RefSeq and is a predicted model, not a curated record. The coding region runs from base 1 to 357 and encodes 118 amino acids.